This is a messenger RNA of Patella vulgata (common limpet), 4536 nucleotides long. Its product is annotated as receptor-type guanylate cyclase Gyc76C. Bases 394 to 4059 code for a protein of 1221 amino acids. Gene Ontology annotation, molecular function: peptide receptor activity; protein kinase activity; guanylate cyclase activity. Lineage: Eukaryota; Metazoa; Mollusca; Gastropoda; Patellidae. Gene Ontology annotation, biological process: protein phosphorylation; intracellular signal transduction; receptor guanylyl cyclase signaling pathway. The transcript is spliced from 21 exons. The record is from RefSeq and is a predicted model, not a curated record.
GAGUAUAAGUAACUAAUUAUUUUUUUUUAAAGUAAUUGGGAAUCGUCCUUACCCCUAGCGGAAGAGAGGAAUAAAAUCCAAAUAACGUGUGUAUAUAUAUAUCGAUAACGCAAAACAGGUGCCGACAGUGUUAACAUAAGUUGUGCGGUGAUGUUGUCAGCUGAAAAUCUUUAUAGAUCGAGCGAAUCAUCUGCAUUGAGGCAAGCUGAUCCCCGAUUAGGCUUAAUCUCUCACCAGAACCGAUGUGGAAUAACUGGAUGUAUAUCCGUCAAAAGGCGAGUGAUAGUGCUUUAUUAGUUUAUCCACGUUGGGCUUUGUGUUUAUCUAUUCCAGACGAAUAGAGGUAUAAGCACAUACAUUUGUUGUACAUAGUUAUCGUGAUGCUAUACCGCGAUGUGUUAUCAACAGUUCUUACCUCUAACAAGUUUAACCCUUACUUUUAUGUGGAUUAUUAUUUUGGAGGUUUCAUCAAGCAGUGGAGUGCAAAACAUAACUCUAGGAUACCUAACCGUGGACAAAGCCAAGGGUUUAGUACGUGGAAAGCAAGGGCGGGUGAUAUCAGGGGCUAUAACAUACGCUGUGGAUGAAAUCAACAGCAAUCUAUCUCUGUUACCGGAUAUUAAUAUAAAUUUUAUAUGGAAUAACACCUGGGAUGACACUUUAAUAUCAACUGCCAGGUUAACGGAACAAUGGAGUAAAGGAGCUGUAGCAUUUUUUGGUCCUGAAGAUAGCUGUACAGUGGAAGCUAGGGUAGCUGCUGCCUGGAACCUACCCAUGAUAGCGUAUAAAUGUGCUGAUUAUGAAGUAUCCGAUAAAUCGUUGUACCCAACGUUUGCUCGAACAUAUCCACCGGCUUCUCAAGUUACAAAAUCUAUUAUAUCUUUAUUAAAACAUUUUAAUUGGAGAAAAUAUACUCUUAUUGUUGGCUCCUCUCACAAGGAAACUACCACAGCAGAGAAAUUAAUUCAGUUAUCAGAAAUGUAUAAUAUAACUAUCAAUGAUCGUAAGACGUUUGAUGAACCUCACAUCGCUUUAACAACUGGAAACCCCUUCCCCGGUAUUGUUGAAGAAACGUAUGUUGGAACAAGAGUCUAUGUAUUUCUUGGAGAACUAAACGGCGUUGUGGAUUUCAUGACCAACCUGUAUGACCGAGGCUUACUGGAUACCGGUGACUAUGUUGUUAUAUAUGUAGAUCAUGGUACAUUUGAUUAUGCCGAUCCUUUAAAAUAUUUCAAAAGAACUAUGGAUAGACCAGAUCAACCAAGAAACCUUGAAGCCUCUCGUUCUCUUUUAGUCAUAACAUCCAGCCCAGCAACAAACCCUCAGUAUGACGAUUUUUUAAAACGAGUCAACGAAUAUAACGAAGAGCCGCCAUUUUCUUUUCCCAACCCGUUCCAUAUAAUGAAAAAAAUAUCGGUGUAUGCAGCCUAUUUAUACGAUGCUGUGAGAUUAUAUGCCCAAGCUUUACAAGAAGUAUUAGAUGAAAAUGGUAAUAUCAAAAACGGUACAGCUAUUAUUGACAAGAUACGAGAUAGAUCUUACACAAGUAUACAAGGAUUUUUGUCCCAUAUAGAUGAAAAUGGAGAUGCUGAGGGUAACUAUACACUAUUAUCACGAGCCUGGUUUGAAUCUUUUUAUGCAAACUAUUCUAUGAUGCCUGUGGGUCAUUUCCAGAUUGAAGAGGGAAGUGGAAUACCGAGUUUUCGAUAUUUUGAAGAAAAUGAGAUUGACUGGAUAUCGUUUAAACCACCUAUAGAUGAACCUCAAUGUGGAUAUAGAGCUGAGAAAUGUAUACCCCCACAAACUUACACUCUUGAAAUUGUUGGCGGAAUACUGGGUGGAUUAGCAUUUAUAAUAGGUGUGAUAUUACUUAUAAUAUACAGAAACUGGCGAUAUGAACAGGAGAUAGCUGGUUUGUUGUGGAAGAUUUCUAUAUCAGAUAUUAAAACAGGAGACGAACCAGGAACGGGACAUCUAGAUAGAAAUAAAAGUGGUAGCAGGGGAACGUUAUGCAGUCAACAGUCAAUGGAAUCUAAAUUUUCAGUUACUCAGAUCUACGCACGAACCGGCUCUUACAAAGGUCAAGUAGUAGCACUCAAAAUGUAUGAAGCCAAAACUUUUGACGUCAGUAGAAAAAUGAAAAAAGAAAUGAAACUGAUGCGAGACUUACGCCAUGAUAAUGUGAAUGCAUUUAUUGGAGCCUGUAUAGAUCCACCAUAUUUUAUAAUAAUAACUGAAUACUGUUCUAAAGGCAGUCUACAGGAUAUUUUAGAAAAUAGUGAUUUAAAGCUAGAUGACAUGUUUUUAGCGUCGUUAGUAAAAGAUUUAUUACAGGGCAUGAUAUUUCUCCACGAUUCCGUCCUUAUGAUUCAUGGUAAUCUUAAAAGUUCUAACUGUGUGGUCAACAGUCGCUGGAUGUUACAGAUAACAGACUUUGGUCUCUUAAACGUCCGUGCUGCCACCUACAGGAAAGAAGAUGAACAUGCCUAUUAUAGAAAUUUAUUAUGGAAAGCACCAGAAUUUAUACGUUAUCCUCAACAGAAAGCCUCUCAGAGGGGCGAUGUAUUUUCCUUUGGAAUCAUACUUCAUGAGAUUUAUGGACGAAUGGGGCCAUACGGGUGUUAUAAUUUGAGUCCUAAAGAAAUCGUUGAGAGAUUGGGUGUUAAAUGUAAUGAUCCACCGUUUCGACCUGAUAUUCAUAGUUUAAACUGUGACAAAUACAUCAUCGAUUGUAUGGAAGCUUGUUGGUCCGAAUCCUCUAUAGACAGACCAGACUUCCGUACAGUAUGGAUCAGAUUAAAACCACUUAGAGCUGGAAUGAAACGCAAUAUAUUUGAUAAUAUGAUGGCCAUGAUGGAAAAAUAUCAAGAAAAUUUAGAAGAAUUGGUUGGUGAAAGAACGGAACAACUUAUUGAAGAAAAAAAGAAAACAGAGGCACUUUUACAUAGAAUGUUACCAAGAUCUGUAUCUGAACAGUUAAAGCGUGGUGAAGCUGUUAUCCCAGAAUCCUUUAAUUCUACAACCAUAUACUUUAGUGAUAUCUGUAGUUUUACUAAACUUUCAGCCGAAUCUACACCAAUGCAGAUAGUUAGUAUGUUGAAUGAUCUCUAUACAUUAUUUGAUAAUAUUAUAAAGAAUUAUGAUGUAUAUAAAAUAGAGACCAUAGGUGAUGCUUAUAUGGUAGUCAGCGGAUUACCUAUUAGAAACGGCGAUAAUCACGCUGGAGAGAUAGCAUCCAUGUCUCUACAUCUUUUGACAGCAAUUAAAACAUUCCAGAUACCACAUAGACCUGACGCUACUCUUAAGUUACGUAUAGGUAUUCAUACAGGUUCAUGUGUUGCCGGUGUUGUUGGUAUGACUAUGCCAAGGUAUACUUUAUUUGGUGAUACUGUUAAUACAGCUUCUCGUAUGGAAUCAAACGGUGAAGCUUUAAAGAUACAUUGUAGUGCCGAGUGUAGAUCCAUCUUAAUUAAAUUGGGUGGUUAUACUCUAGAAGAAAGAGGAUUAGUCAAUAUGAAGGGUAAAGGAGAUUUACUCACAUAUUGGUUAGUAUCCGAAGAUGUCCAAAUUCGUAAACAAAGAAUGAUGGUAACAGGGAAAGUGGAUUCAGAGAGUGGUUCAUUGAGACGGCGUUUACUCAGUGUCAAUCAUAAAAGAAUAACCGACACAAACCCCAAAUACAUAGACGUCAGUUCCGGUAUAGAAAAAAAUCGCUCAGAGGGCAACUUAUGGGACAUUCUAAAAGUUUCUGAAAAUAAAUCCGAUAAUUGUGAUUCCCAAUCCAUGCAUACAAGAGUUUCUUCCUUUCGAGACAAUAGAAAUUCCAAAGAUAAGAUGUGCGAUACAACUCCGUCAUUACGGAACCAUUUGUUAGUACCUGAUCGUAACGGACAUCAGUGGCGACUGUCUCGGAGUGAAAGUAUGUGUGGUCAAAAUGACAAUAAUACGUCAGCAGAGACCGAUUGUUUAUUAUGUAAAACCAAUCCGUCCAUAAGUCCGAUUGAUAAAAUUGGAAGGCGUUGUUCUGUAGACUUUGAAUUACGUGUUAUUGAAACGUAACGGGAUAGAAAUUUUUCUUGUUAUGGAUAAUAAUAAUAAUAUGGUUGACUCUUUUUGUAGGGCGCCACCAUAUUUACGGGUUUUAAGUCUAUAUACCACCCUAAUCUUGUGAUAACAUAGUGCUUAUGAUGACUUUUAUGCUCAUAAAGACAAUACCAGUAGCUGAUGGGAUGGCAACCUUUUAAUACAGGGUAACCAAAGAAAAAAAACAGAACCCAUAAAAUUUUUAUUAAAUCCUACAAAGGUCCAGCAAAUUUCAGCAAAUUUGCUGGACUUAAACUUCAGUCUCUGUACCGUCAUUUCCCAAAGUUUCAGUUAUCUUGGUGGCUUUGCAUAAAAGUCAUGUUCUUUCCAAAAUAUGUUCCAAAUGACCUCCACGGCGUUGGAGGCAAACUUGCAUGCGUAGCGCAAAUUUUUAUGGGUUCUGUUUUGUUUUUGGUUUUUUUAUUCUUUUUUUUUUGUUUGUUUUUUUUUAUU